Molecule: messenger RNA, 881 nt
Organism: Melanaphis sacchari
Lineage: Eukaryota; Metazoa; Arthropoda; Insecta; Hemiptera; Aphididae
Product: cuticle protein 16.5-like
Exons: 2
Coding region: 103-477 (124 amino acids)
Source: RefSeq, a predicted model, not a curated record
AACGACAUCAAAUCAUCUGCAGCAGACGGUCCAGGCUAACUGUGCGAUAUCAAAUAAAUUUCUUACGUUUUUGCUCGAGCAAUCUCACCACACACCAGAAACAUGAAGGUUAUUAUGGUAACGCUGUUGUUGGCCGCAGUCGCCCUGUCCGCCGUCCGAGCCGGAGCGAUCGGCGCCUACUACCCCGCCCCGGCAAUCGUACCGGCACCCGCGGCCUACUACGCCGCCCCGGCACCGGCCCUGGUCCGGACCCCGAGCUUGGACAGCGCCGUGGUGCACUCGGAACGCGUCGGCGGCAACUUCGCGUACAGCUCCGUCGAGGGACACGCUUACACCGCCCUAGCGCCGGUUGUCCACCCGGCCCCGGUGGCCGUCGCCUACAAGGCCCAGCCGCUCGUCGCCCCAUACCCGGUCGUCCACGCCGCCCCGCUACCAGCCGUCUACGCGCCAGCCAAGACCUUCUACUACGCUCACUAAACCGACCCCUGCCACCACCGACGACGAAAAGGCCAGCGCUCAUGUGUUUGAUCUAGUUUCCGUUUUUUCUACCUAAAAAAAAAAACCUCCCCCCCGAUGGCGACAUUGUCGCGAUUUUUUACUGUAACGAUAAUAAUUUUAAUUUUUUGAUUGCAUAAUGUACAUAUAGGAGCGCAAUAUAAUAAUAGUUUUGAUCGUAAUACUGUAUUAUGUAAUGUAAUAUUAUAUUAUUACGACGCGUCGGAACAUCCGCCUCGCCAAUAAUAUGUACGCGUCACUUAACGUUUACCUCCUCACCCCCAACCACUCUAACGAACGUACACGGACGUGCUUCAUAUUUUUGUACCUUUUUUUUUUUCAAUACUGCUGAAUAAAAAAUAUUUCUGAUUUGAAAAAAAAAAACA